CAUUAUCAGAUGUCGGAUUUGAAAUUGAAAUAUAAAAUAAACGUGUAUAAACUUUAUGAAAUGGGUGAUGUGCAGUGGAACGUGGCGUGGCUGUACAAAUUAUAUAAAUAAACGGUACAUAUGAAUAGAAACUGCCACAAUGUCGAAGUUUAUCUGCCUGAUAGCACUAUUCCUUCUAGUUUUCUCUGAAUUAGCGCUCGCUCAACUUCUAGAAGGCUUGUAUUGUGGCAAAGAAAAUUGCUAUGAUGUGUUGGAAGUCUCCAGAGAAGCCACAAAAAGCGAAAUCGGAAAGAACUACAGAAGAUUAGCCAGGCAAUUCCAUCCUGACUUACACCGAAGCGUUGAAGCAAAAGCUGAAGCAGAAAUUCAAUUCAAAAUAGUGGCAAAUGCUUAUGAGAUACUGAAAGAUGAAGAAUCUCGUACUGACUAUGAUUAUAUGCUUGAUAAUCCUGAUGAAUACUAUGCUCACUACUACAGAUAUUACAGAAGAAGGGUUGCACCAAAAGUUGAUGUUAGAAUAGUCCUUAUAGUUACUAUAUCAGUGAUAAGUGCUAUACAGUAUUACAGUGGUUGGCAUAGAUAUGACACUGCAAUUAAGUAUUUCUCAACAGUGCCAAAGUAUAGAAACAAGGCCCUUGAUAUAGCCAAGCAAGAUGGAUUACUUGCAGAUAAUAAUAAGAGAGGUAAAGGUAAAGUCAAAUUAUCCAAAGAAGAUACUGAAAAUAUCAUUAAAAAAGUUAUCCAAGAUAAAAUGGAUAUCAAAGGUGCAUAUGCUAAACCAAGUAUCACUGAUAUUCUGUGGAUUCAGCUCAUUUUAUCACCUUAUACACUUGUUAAAUACAUUUACUGGUACAUUUCAUGGAUAGUGAGGCAUACUGUUUUGAAACAACCUUAUAGUGAAGAGGAGAAGCUAUAUAUUAUUAGAAAAUCCUUGAAAAUGAACCAACACCAAUUUGAUAGUCAAGAAGAUGAGAAGAAACAAGAGUUUUUAUAUAGGGAAUUGUGGAUUAGGGAGAAUUUUGAUGAAUGGUUCAAGGAAGAAGAGGAGAAUACAAAAAAGCAGCUUGCUGAAAGCAAUAAGUAUAAGCAGUAUCGCAGGUACAUGAAAAAUCAUGGUGUUGGCAGAAUGACUUUUGAUGACUCUUAGUUUGUGAUUUCAUAAGAGGACUAAAACAAUUUUUAUUUUUAUUCUAAUAAAUUAUUUUCAACUCCCAUAAUGUUCAUUGAUUAUAGUCCAACUGAUUAACCUACAU
Messenger RNA from Phaedon cochleariae (mustard beetle), 1253 nucleotides. The record is from the annotation of a GenBank genome assembly. NCBI's taxonomy places the organism in Eukaryota, Metazoa, Arthropoda, Insecta, Coleoptera, Chrysomelidae.